Cadophora gregata is the source of this 3858-nucleotide messenger RNA. RefSeq lists its product as uncharacterized. Gene Ontology annotation, molecular function: protein binding. The record is from RefSeq and is a predicted model, not a curated record. NCBI's taxonomy places the organism in Eukaryota, Fungi, Ascomycota, Leotiomycetes, Helotiales, Ploettnerulaceae. The transcript is spliced from 12 exons. Bases 1 to 3858 code for a protein of 1285 amino acids.
AUGACAGUGACAGAGGGCAAAACCCAACCAGAUAAUGUGCAACCAAUUGCCUCGGGCUCAGAGCAUGUCGCAGCAAGAGAUUUUGUAACCGAGCCAGAAAACCGUCCGUUGGACACUGCUUCUUUUCAGGAAGAAGGAUCACGUCUUCGUCAUUCAGAAGAAGGCUCACCGACGCAUGGCUUAGCGGAGCCCGACAGCAUUCGGGUAGACCAAUCCAUUCCAGAAGCUGCUCCACAAGACCCUUCUGUACCAGAUAUACCGCCCAGUGCAGCAGUUGCUGCUCUUGAGACUCCGGCUAUAUCUGCACCUUCAGCAAUUCCAGUGAGGAAGUGGCUUUUACUCGAUGGCAAGCAAGGCACCUGGCAAUACGAGCCUGGGAAUUCACGCCCACGAUUUGUGGAGAAAAAGUUCACGAGUAGAAUCAAAGACAGUAACGAAGAAACAUUACUCAAAGCCGCACGUUUUGGUCAUGAAGAUAUCUUGGCCACUCUUCUUCUUGAGCAAGAGGCUGGUACCGAGUUCGUCGAGCCACAGCGGCGAAGGACCCCAUUUCUCCUUGCAGCGGAAGGCGGCUAUGCUGUGAUAGUCCAGCUGUUACUGGACAAUGGUGCCAGAUGGAAAGUGACUGACAGUUGGAAAAGAACAGCACUGCAUCUGGCAUCUUUGAAUGGACGAGAUGAGGUCGUCCAACUUCUCCUGCAUCGUACCGCAAUUGGUGUUGACGAUAAAGACGAGCAAGGCAGUACCGCACUACACCUUGCCGCUCGAAGUGGAGAUGAGGUAGCAAUCAAAUGCCUCUUGGAUCACGGAGCGGUUGUGCAGAUGAAAGACAAGAAAGGCAACACGCCAUUACAUCUAGCUGCUAAGAAAAGUCUCGCGGCGGUAGAAACCCUUUUACGCAUCGCAGCUACACCAGUUGACGACAAGUCCAGCAAUAACCGAACACCAUUGAUGCAAGCUUGUGACCGACCGCCUUCGGAAGACAGUGAAGAUAUCGUUAAACUUCUCAUACACAACGGAGCCAAGGUUUCAGUUCGUGACAAUAAUGAAGAGACGCCUUUGUUUCUUGCAGCUUCGAACGGCAACUAUCGAGUCGUGGAGCUGCUGAUUCAGCAUCACGCUGAGGUAAAUACUCUGAAUGUUGCUGGCAACUCCGCCUUGUUUGGUCCUGCGAGACUCGGAUACGAGGAAACUGCUCGAGUUUUAUUGGAAGGGGGCAUCGACAGUCGUGUUAUCAAUAACGAUUCACCAACCGGUCGCACAGCUUUGCUUGAAAGUGUGAAGUAUGAUAAGGCCAAUGUUGCACUUUUGAUCCUCGAGAAGUGGGCGGAAAACGGGUUUGAACACCAGAAUCUGCUGCAGUCCGCCCUUUUUGAGGCGGCUUUGUAUGAUAGCUCGAAAGUUGCGCGAUUGCUUGUUGAGAGAGGAGCAAAUAUCAGCGAAAAAGAAACGGUAUCCAGCAAGACUCCGGUUGAGAUUGCAAACUCACAUAGCAGCACGAAGGUCGUUGCGCUGCUGUUGGAGAAGGGUGGCCAGUUGUUCAGUCAAGGCCCAUCAUUGGAUGCACAUAUACCACAGGCACCAUCCGAGAUCGACGCAACUCCGUUGAUGCCAGUGGAUAGCAAGAUCGACUUGGGUUUUGGGUUCAAGUCUACUAUUGUGUCCUUUUCCUUUGAUAGAUAUGAAAACUCCGCCAUAGUUCGACCACCUGUACAGAGCGUACUUUACGAUCACAAUCCAGAGGCGAUCAAGACUGGGCUCCAGGCAGCUGCUGGGCUAGAUCCGAAUGGCAAGAAUUUUCGUUGGCUACAUAUCCCGGGCAAUAAUCCUGUUUGGGUCAAUAACCUCAUCACUCGGAUCUACAAAGACUGCAGGCCCGUUGAAAAAGCUGCCUACUUUCAGAAAAAGUGCAAACAUCUGUUCGGUGAAGAAAUAUGGUCGAGGCACCAAUACCAAAUGUCUUCGGCAUCCGUCGCACAUCGAAGGUUCAUCAGACCAGUCUGUCAACAGAUCCCAAUCGACAAGACUGAUAAGGAUAAUAUGAUGAUGGUUCUACCAUACUUUCAUUGGGAAACUACUAAAGCACGAGACAAGAUGACAAAUGUAAUCAUCGAGGCAAUGAAGAGCUGUAUUGGUGAUGCCUCACCGUCAUCAACAGCAAAGUUGAAGGGUCUUAGUCAAGCUUUGAAAGAGCUGGAAAGGGCUCGAAAUCCGGAUUACGAUGAAGGGGAAACAUCGGAUUCUGCAACAGACUAUGAUUCCUCAAGUUACUACACUGUCACCGAAUCAUCAACUGCAACUUCGAGUGACCGAAGGACACGGAGAAGCAGAAAUAGCCGGUUCAAAAAUGAAAAGACCAACAUGAAAGAUGAGCCGGAAUGGAUAGCCGAUUGGGCAGGCCAAAGAGAUCCAGAUACCAGAAAUGUUGGCCGGUCGAAGAGCGCUGCUGUCACUCGGCCGGAAGAAGAGCGAAGAAGGAAAAGACGGAUUGAGAAGAUCGCUGAGCUUGCGCAAACCAGUCGAUCAGCAGACGAUAAAUUGGUUUUGAGUUAUAUGUUCCAUGAGACUGCCCCAAUGCACUUCAGAAGAACAUUGGACCAGUAUUAUUACUAUACCCUUCCCACUACGGAGGCUCGUGAUAAGGACCAAGUCGUAACGAGGUACUUCGAACGGACCUGGCCGGGUGAUGACAAACUGGUUCUGAUGGUGGACCAACUUUGGCUUUGGAUCUUGGACAACGACACGAUAGUCACGAGCUUCCCGCAGCGCUGGGACAAAGCUAAGAAACAAGGAGACCGUGAUCCGGACCCCAGUAACGCCUCCGACAUCGUUGAGACUGUACUACGACAUGUGGCAAGAACAGACCGUCGGCCACUUGAAAGUACUCUUGAUCUGGCUGAAUUGAUUGCAAGCAAAUGUAUCGGUACCAUGUUUGAGCACCCAGAUUUUGCAAAUGAUAAAUUGCGGUUCUCGGAAUUUUUCGAAGUCUCCAUUGGGAAUGUGACCAACGAGGAGUCCAAGAUGUUUGAUGAGUUCACGGAACUAUCGAAACGGCUUGCCACCGGCGACCAUUUCGCUGCCGACCUUGAUAUGCUAUUCAACAUUUCGAAAGAGACAGACUUGAUCAAGGAGAUUAAGGAUAUUCGGGAUGAGCUGCACAUCAUCUCUACUGUUCUUGUUGAUCAAGAAAAAGUGCUGGUCGAGAUGGACGCCAUCAUACGAGCGAUCAAAGAGGGCAAGGUUCAUGAACCGGCAGAAUCAGAGGAAGACGCGAAAGACGCUCGGCAGGCAUCUCGAACUCAACAUGGCCUGGUUGGAAACGUCCGCAGACACAUUGAGACUGUAAAAGCUCUUGACAAACAAGCCGAGAAGACUUAUCUUUCGUUGAAUGAUCUACUAGAUCUGAAGCAAAAGCAGGCAAAUGUGUCAGAAGCUCGAUCUCAACGACAACAAGCUCAAGAAACUGCACGACAAGGCCAGACUUUGAUGCUUUUCACCGUCAUUACAGUAUUCUUCUUGCCACUAAGCUUCCUGACCACCUUUUUUCAACUGGACAUUGCAGAUUAUGUGCGAAAUGGCGAGGGCCAACUUGGUUUGGGCUAUAUCUCUGAGAUCACUUUUCCUAUCACUGCGGCUGUAGUUGCAGUUUCACUUGUCCUGGCUUUCCGCAUCAAUGUUGCCACAAUCUCGGUGAAAUGUCUCAAGGCGACCUGGCGAGGACUUAAAUACGCGGCUGGAGCUCUGCUGGUGAUCGCCCUGAUGCCAUUCAUAUUUGGUAUCGUGUUCAGUACUAGCCGCGCAGAGUCAACACGCAGGCCCAGGGAAACGAUCAUCGAGGAAGAGAGAUACAGCCGCUAG